Molecule: messenger RNA, 2230 nt
Organism: Coccinella septempunctata (seven-spotted ladybird)
Lineage: Eukaryota; Metazoa; Arthropoda; Insecta; Coleoptera; Coccinellidae
Product: BAG family molecular chaperone regulator 2
Exons: 3
Coding region: 150-758 (202 amino acids)
Biological process (GO): protein stabilization
Molecular function (GO): adenyl-nucleotide exchange factor activity; protein-folding chaperone binding
Source: RefSeq, a predicted model, not a curated record
ACAGCUGACAUUCAAGUUCUAGAAAUUUGUCCUUCGAGAAAUGAGACUGUUUGAUGGUUACUGGAACUGUUGUUUCGACAGAUUUUUGAACUAAAUUUUUAGUGGUCAUUAAUAUUCUACCAAUCCUGGAUAAUAAAGAUUUCGCUAGGAUGGAUGUUGAUCCUAUUCCACUAACUCCUUCUAGUAGUACACAUUUUCCUUCAUGUCCACUUCCGAAAAUCGACGAGAAUAAUACAUUCGAUUCGAAAAGACCUAAAGAAAGAGUUAUUGAACUGUUGGAUGUAUUAGAGAGUCAUGUGGAAAAGUUGAGAAAGGAGGCUUCUCAGUUGGAAGAAGAUCGGGAUCAGUUGUUGUCUUCGAUAGAUUCGGUUAGAAACACUGAUAUCAUCGGCGAACUUGCUGAAAAUGAUAGAGAUGAUGUUAACCGAUAUGCUGAUCGAAUUUUGAGCCGUUGCCUUACAGUCGAAGUGAAAAUUUUAACGCAACGUGAUCCUCUCCAGGAAGAAGCUCUUCAUCAGGUGAACCAUCUGAUUAAUGGCUUGAUCAUGUGCGUUAAGUCGGAUGCCGAUUACGCCAAAGCAAAAUGCCUCUCUUACAUGAAUGCCUGUUCAUCCCAUGUAGAGGAAGGAAUCACUGAUAAGAAUUUCGAAUCUGCUCUACUUGGCUGUACGGUUGACGAUCAGAAAAGGGUGAAGAAAAGAUUACAAGGAUUAUUGAAUUAUUUCGAUAAACUCAACAACGUCACUAUGAUUCCUUAAUUUAGUUCUUUAAUAACUUUUUUUACAGUUGGUUUUCUUGCACUCUACAUUAGAAUGCAUCAAUAGUUUCCGAUAAAUUUUAGUUUGGCAUAUUUUCCAUAAUCUUUUGUAGGUAGAAUGUCACUUUAUGGACAGUGAUCGAUUUGGUUUGUAAUUUUUUGUACAUGCAGUUUUUCAUAAGAAAUCGAUUGGUAGCAUUCUCAAUUCCAACAAACUCGCGAAGUUUCUCCAUGAAUUUUGGCAAUUUUUUUGAUUUUUCUAGGUUAAGUUAUUAAGAAAUAUAGAAUUGUCAAUUUAUGUCGUGAUAAAAAAAUUAAAUUUGAAUGUCAAAUCAUGGAGAGAAAAAGGAGUCAUUUUGACUAUUUUGAGAUAAUAUUGCAAUUUAAUGCUCUUCUCAGAUUUUUGUUGACGUAUUUUCCUUGAAUGCAGUGAGGCUAAAAAGUCUCGUGAUAAAAGUUUCAAUCUUGGCAAAUUUAUAAUUUUUUGAGUAUUUCAUCAAUAUAUACAAUAUAAUAAGUUUAUUUCAAUCGCAUGAAAAAAAAUGGGCAUUUGAGUGUAGUUCCAGCUCAAAAUGACUGUUUUUUUCCAUGAUUUGAAUUUUAAAAUUUCUGAAUGGGCGUCGACGAAAAAAAUUUUGGUCUGUGAUUAUGCAAACCACAAAUCCUUAAUAAUUCUGUGGUUUUGUUUGACAUAACCUAGAAAAAUUCAGUGUAAGUGUCAAAAUAUAUGAAAAUAAAAUUUUCAACAACUGAUUUUUCCUAAACUAAAAUCUCGCAAAGUUGAGACUGAUGCCAAUCUAUUUCUUAUGGAAAACUUAUGAACGAAACCGAUCACUGCUAGUAAAGAGUCCAUACUUAAUCGAAAUGUGAAUAGCAUUCCAUUCUUAAUUUCUUUGGAUUGAAUAAAGUUAUAACCCAACUUGAUAUGAACAUUCAGGAACUUUAGCAAGGCUGUGAUUCACGAUUAACGUAUUUGGUUGAAUAUGUGUGUUAUGUAUAACUUGAUGUGAAAAUGUGAUAUCACAAAUAUUUGGCCAAAUCACUUGAUCAAACCACAGACAAUUGUUCAACUAGCUUAAUAUCCAGUGUGAAUUUCUCAAAGUGUAUUUCAAUCGCUAUUAUCGAUUUACGAACUUGAGCUUGGAUUUUGUGAUAAAACUAGCGGCUUCAUGACAAACGUCAUUCCAUUACUGAAAUUUCAGAAAGUGUCCUCCGAAUUUUAAUUCAGCCUUGCCCCCUUUUUAUGAGGUGUCGGGACAUAAGCAUGUUAACGUUGUGAAUUAAGAUAAUAUAAAUUUAAUCAUCGCUUGUUUCAUUUAUUUGAGUGUCUUACCUGAUAUUUCAUUUAGAAUAUUUUGAAUUCGCUCAAACAGUUUUCACUCUGUAACCCACACGAUACUUCUCAAGAAUACAUAAUACUAAACAUAUUAUUGUAUGUUCAGUUAAGUCUUAAAAUAAAAACAUUUACAAUUC